AUGUAUUGUUGAAGUGCGCGUUUUCUCUGGCCUAACCGGCUUUGGCUGUCUUGAGCUCGACAAAGCAUGCUGGGUAUAUGGUCACUUGCCCAUACUGUGUCACUUUUGGAUAUUCACACUGUACUCUCCUCAACUGCGCGCUGCUUUUUGUUACUCUGUUACACGCACUGCAAUAGCGUUUAUUUCUUUUUUUGCUUCAAUUCUUUAUUUGUCAAUACGAUGCUCGUCUUGCAGCUCAGGCGUUUAGCCAUACCGAUCUGCAAGAUUCUCCAAGCAACGCCACUGCUUUCUCGAACAAUCAAUGGAACCAACCAGGUCACUUCUGAGCACCUUGCAUUCAAAACAUUGCGUCGAUUAUACACCACCCCGGCGAACCCAGCAGACUUGACAGGUCCAGCAGAGCCAACUGACUCGGCAAAUCCACCAGAUACGAAGAAACCACAUAUAUCCUCGCCUAAGCACCCCACAAACCAACGCCCAACGCCAAUCAUCCUUAUCGACAACGAAAUCGAUGAAAAACACGUGCGAGGCUGGGGCAACGGCGGUCAAAAACUCAACAAGACUAGCAGCUGUGUACAGCUUUUGCAUAAGCCCACCGGAACAAUAGUCAUUUGCCAGGACACCCGGUAUCUCCAGCAGAAUCGCAAGAUUGCGCGCAAAAGACUUAAGGAAAAACUAGAUUUAAUUACUAAUGACAGGAAGAAGAUAUUGAAGUUACAGGCGAGAAAGCAUAAGCAAAAACAGAGGUCGAAGAAAAAGUAUUCGAAGGAUUCUAAUGAUGAUACUAGUGAGGCGGAUAGGCACUCUGGUUUGGAACCGACAGUUUCUGAUGAAGGCAAAUGACAAGUGUAAUUUUCUUUGAGCUUCGUAUUUUUUGUGUUCAUUCAGGCUAAUAAAGAAAAUAUUGAUUUGAAGG
Molecule: messenger RNA, 916 nt
Organism: Kickxella alabastrina
Lineage: Eukaryota; Fungi; Kickxellomycota; Kickxellomycetes; Kickxellales; Kickxellaceae
Product: RF-1 domain-containing protein
Exons: 2
Coding region: 67-843 (258 amino acids)
Biological process (GO): translational termination
Cellular component (GO): mitochondrion
Molecular function (GO): translation release factor activity
Source: RefSeq, a predicted model, not a curated record